GUGAAGAGAAAGAGAUCUGUCCAGGUGUUGUUGAUUUUAGCAUGGGAUUCAGGCUCUGCGUGCUCCUCAAUAUAAUCGUGUAAUCUGACAGCCAGUGAUGAUGCCGGAUAGCCUGAUGAUCCGGUGAUGGACAGCUCCUCGACUGAGCAAGAAAGAAUCUGUUUGAAACAAAAUGAGGGUUUUUGAGGAAUGGAAUAGAUAGGAUGACAAAUUCAUCCCAGCUGUCAAUAUAAGCGCCAACAACAAAUCAUCUGAUCUCUUCAAUCUACCUCUGACAAGAUCAGCCAUCAAUAACCCAUCGACUCAGGCUGAUCACAAAGAUUCCUUUGUGAGUCUUAUAAGAUCCACUUUCAAAGUCAACACCUCUUACACAUAACUCAUUAUAUUGUUGCAGGGAAAAGCCCGCAGCCAAUCCGUUGGCUGACGGGUUAGGAGUAGGAGGAGGAGCUUCGAUUCCCAUCAGGAGUGUUGUGAGGUUAGUGGCGAGCAUUCUGCUGGGACCGGAUGCAGAACAUCUUCGAGCAGAACUUGGACAUGGCCACGGCUCUGCUUGCGGGUGAGAAGCUGAAGGAGUUGAUCCUGCCAGGUUCCACACAGGAUGAGAAAGGCGGGGUUCUCGCAGGUCUCAUGGUGCAACUCAAACUAGAGUUGCCCUUUGACCGGGUCGUCACCAUAGGGACUGUCAUCAUCCCUAUUCUGCUGGUUACAUUAGUUUUCACACGGAACUUUGCAGAGGAAUCUAUAUAUUGCUACACCCCACACAACUUCACCCGAGACCAGGCUCUGUAUGCCAGAGGUUACUGCUGGACAGAGCUUCGGGAUGCUGUUCCUGGUGUCGACCCCGAUCUUCGGCCCUCCCUGUUCGAGCACAAGUUUCUGCCCUACGCUCUGCUGGCCUUCGCAGGCAUCAUGUACAUACCUGCCCUUGGAUGGGAGUUCCUGGCCUCCACUCGUCUCACCUCCGAGCUCAACUUCCUCCUACAAGAGAUCGACAACUGCUACCACAGGGCGGCCGAGGGCAGAGCGCCUAAGAUUGAAAAGCAGAUCCAGUCUAAGGGGCCGGGGAUUACAGAACGUGAGCGACGGGAGAUCAUCGAGAAUGCAGAGAAGGAGAAGAGCCCAGAGCAGAACCUGUUUGAAAAGUAUCUUGAGCGCAGAGGGCAGAGUAACUUUCUGGCGAAGCUGUACCUGGGGCGACAUUUAGCCAUCGUCUGCCUCAGCUCAAUGCCCAUUACUUACCUGAGCACCUACUACGCCCGUCAGCGGCAGAACGAGUUCACUUGCGCGCUUGGCGAGCCGCCGGACACUAGCAGCAUCCCUGAACUGCGACUGAAUGUCAACUGCAAGCUACCAGCCGUGCAGCUCCAGCGAAUUAUGGCCGCCGUGGACAUCUCUUUGCUGUGUACUAUGAACCUCAUUAUCCUUGUGAACUUGCUGCAUUUGUUUGUAGUACGCAAGUCCAAUUUCGUUUUCGACAAGCUGCACAAAGUUGGCAUUAAAACACGUCGGCGCUGGCAGAAGUCACAGUUUUGCGACAUUAACAUUCUGGCUAUGUUCUGUAAUGAGAACAGAGACCACAUUAAGUCUCUCAACAGACUGGACUUUAUUACAAAUGAGAGUGACCUCAUGUAUGACAAUGUGGUGCGGCAGCUGCUGGCAGCAUUGGCUCAAUCCAAUCACGACGCCACUCCGACUAUGAGAGACUCUGGUAUCCAGACUAUUGACCCCAGUAUGGACCCGUCAGUGCUCGGUGUGGGAGAGCUGGGAGGAGAGCCCUCAGUAAUCAAAAGACCCCGCAAGAAGAUGAAGUGGAUCCCCUCAUCUAACCCUUUGCCACAGUCUUUUAAAGAACCCUUGACUCUAACCAGACUGGAUAAUAGUAUUAAGGCAGAUAAACCUAAACCAGUCCGGAGGAAGAAUGUACCAGAUAGCAUUAUGGCUCCACUUCUGGACAGCAAGAGCACACAACAUCCUCCUACAAGCAUAACUACAGAAACAUACAAUUUAGAGAAGAAACACUCUCUUAACCUCACGUUGGAUGUUCAUCCCUACAUGCUAACCAUCCAGAAAGCGAAACCAGAGACAGUCAACCCUGAGCCAGUCCCUGUUGAGCACUCCCUCAGUAAUGUGUAUAUUGAGGGUCCACAUGCAGUUGUCCACGUCUCCUCUUCUCUUUCUGAGAAGAAAGAGUCUCCUCCACUGUCCACCACCACUACCUUCUCUACAGCCACUCUCUCCACAACAUCAUAUAUGAAUGGUGGAACGACCAGCGUGCCUCCUCCAGACUCCCCAAAGGAUCCUCUCAACCAUGGGGCAGAGCCGGAGAGCCAGUCCGGGCCUUUUAGUCGAAACCCCUCACACCCGCUGCUGAGCAUUCAUCACACCUUGUAUGAAGAGGACGAGGAGGAGCAAAACAGAAGGGAUAGACUAGCCAGACCAGUUUUGUCGAUGGUGGUCUCCAGUUCAGCCUGAUCUGCCGAGGUGGUCACCGUUUCCAUUUGCUCCACUGUGGUGGUCUCUAGCUCUACCCUAUCUGCUGUGGUGGUCACCAGCUUCGCCUGCCCCGACUUGGUGGUCUCCGGCUCCGCCCUGGCCCCCUGCUCUGCUGUCUCCUCCCUGGCUCUCUGACCCUCCUCAGUCUCCAGUACCUCCACACUGGACUGGCCCUCCAUCCCUCUCCCUGAUCUGCCUCUGCUCCAGCACUCUUGUUUGUUGUUUUUCAUGUUAUGGGAGCAUCUGGAAUACGUUCCUUAAGGGGGUGCUCUGUUGCGUAUUCCCUGCUGGCCUUGUGUUUCAUGUUUUUUUUGGUGAUGGGACUUUUAGUUUUCAUUUUUGUAGCCCUUUUUAGUUUUUCUAUUUGAUUGGUUCUGUGAUUAUUCCCAGGUGUGUCUUCUUUGCCUAUUAUUAGCCAUCUAGUAUUUAAAACCAAAUGUUUCUUGUGUUCCUUGUUGAGUCUUGUCAUUAAAUUGAUGUUUUGUUUGUGUCCUUCUGUUUCCCUAGUUUUCUUGUCUUAUUCUGUUUGGUAAAAUAAUUGGAUUUGGAUCCAGCUGUCCUUUUGAAUUCACCCUGCAUUAAAUGCCUUCUGAAUGGAUUUUUCCACAAAUGGCUGUUGCCAGAAGCGAGUGAUUACGGUUUAUAAAAUUUAAAAUAUGGCUAUAUGCCUUACAAAAAACCCAUUGCUUCGCUUCAGACGGGAUUUAUUAACUCACUGGAGUGGAAUGGAUAACUUUUAUUAUGGAAGGAUGUGCUUUUUGGAGCUUCCAAACUGUAAACUGUAACAUUACUUCUUGUAAGUGCCAUUACAAAACUGGGAAGAGCCAGGAUAUUAUUUAAUAUAACUCAGAUUAUGUUCAGCUGAAAGAAGAAAGUCAUAAACACCUAUGGCUUGAGGGUGAGGGAUAUUUUUUUAUUCCCAUUAAUUCCUAUUCCCUUAAUAUCUACCUCUGAUAUGA
Pimephales promelas (fathead minnow) is the source of this 3452-nucleotide messenger RNA. RefSeq names its product pannexin 2 (gene panx2). The record is from RefSeq and is a predicted model, not a curated record. Gene Ontology annotation, biological process: positive regulation of interleukin-1 production; cell-cell signaling; monoatomic cation transport. Gene Ontology annotation, cellular component: plasma membrane. NCBI's taxonomy places the organism in Eukaryota, Metazoa, Chordata, Actinopteri, Cypriniformes, Leuciscidae. Gene Ontology annotation, molecular function: wide pore channel activity.